ACUAAACUCUAAAAACUUAAGUGCUCUCGAAAAUAUGAACAUUUUGUAACGUAAUAAUUGAAACAAUCGAUGUGCUUGAUAUGAAUCGAUGAGACACUUCACAUUUUUAGUCUAUGAGCGUACGUUUAAUAAUUAAUUUAUGUGUGUAAUUACCACCCAAUUACGUGUGACCCUAGUCCGCGCACGUACCGAUAACUAAUUCGAUUGUCGCGUUGAUUGUCACGUCGUUUUUCAUACAAACAAACUUUUGUAAAACCCUAUAAAAUUGCAAAUAUUGUAUUACACACACUAUGAGAUUAGAUAAAUUUACCUUGAGUAUUAAUUCAUCAAAAAUUUAUUUUAUUAAAAAAAAAGUUUUGUUGAAUUAGUCAUCAAACAAUGUAAAUAUUUAUCGCAGCAUGCUUUGUGUUUUUCUAUGACACAAAUGAAUAUUAUUUAUAUUUCAUAAACAAUAGUUGCGUAUGCAUGUACGUUUUGCAUACAAAAUAAUUAGUCAUGUUACAAGAUUAUGACGAUUUCAAUCAUCCUCCUGAAGAUGAUUCUCUUAAGCCGAUCGUUCCUGACGCGGAUAAUGAAUUUGUUCGAGCGAAGACAUUUCUCCAGACAGGGAGUACUCUUACUGGCGACAAUUUGUACGACCAUCUCACUGAUGUUCUGAAUAAGAUCCUAGCCGAAAGACCUGAAAAUGUCAUCGAUUUCUUCGAAGAAUACAGCAGGAAAGUUAAAGAGAAACGUUUUAGGCCUUUGACUGAUCAUCUCGAGGACAUCUAUGUCCAUCCACCGAGAUAUAAGUUAUGCAAAAAAUGGCAGCCUUUGUUGAUGCCUUUACAGCCAGAUGAACCAAGUACUAUGGAUCCUGAAGAUAUGGAAAUUGCCGAUAUGACUCAUAAUAAUAUGCUAUUGCUAUUGUAUUACUUUGAGCAAGCUGGUGUUGGAUUGCCAAGGAGUGAAAUGUUUGCGAUAAUGAUGUCUAUGAUGAGGUUUGUUAAGAGUGAACCUGUUGCAAGUGUACGUUUCUGGGGGAAGAUUUAUGGAGAUUACAAGAAUUAUCUUGUACUGGAAACUGAGUUGAAAGACGAAGAACUUGUCAAACGACAUGAAUCUACCGAAAGCAAAAGGGAAGAAGAAUUGAAAAUGAAAGAGGAGGCUGAAACAGCAGCGCAAAUGGUAAAAGAAGAACAAUCACGUAUUGAUCAGAUUCAGGAGAUUCAGGGUGAAGAAAGUACUUCUUCUAGGAUGUUUAGGCCACUUCCUCCAUUGCCUGUAAAUCAUUAUGAAGAACCUCCGGAAAUUCCAAUGGAACCUCCAGGUGUUGGUGUGAAUAAGAAAGUAUACUAUGUUUGUAAUGAGGCUGGAGAUGAAUGGAUCCAACUACCCGAUGUAACACCACAACAGAUUAAAGCUGCCAGAUUAAUCAGGAAGACAAUCACAGGAAACCUGGAGCAAUCGUUGUGUACAUACCCAGAGUUUCCGGGAGUUGAAAUGAAUUACCUUAGAGCGCAGAUUGCUAGAAUUUCAGCAGGUUCUCAGAUAUCUCCAUUAGGGUAUUAUACGUUUUCAGAAGAAGAAGGUGAGGGUGUUGAUGAAGAGGAGGAGGAAGAAGAAGAUGAAUCAGAACAAGAACUUCAUCCAAAAGGCACUCCAAUGAAAACUGAUUUUACUGAAAACUCACGUUUUGAUGGUUUACCACUGAAUGAUUUGUUAGAUCCCAGUAUGGCAUUCUGGGUACAUCAUUCACAGUAUAUCCUACCACAGGGUCGUACAACUUGGUGGAAUCCUAACCCUGAUGGAGAAUUACCAGGAGAAGAAGAACAAGGUGAAGGCGAAGAAGAAGACGAGGGGGAUAGGGAUAAACCACGUGGAAAUAUGGCUGAACCAGAAACAGGUCCACCUCUUUUAACCUCUUUAGGUGAAGAUUCAUCUUUGGAUGCAGUUGCUCCUUGGUCUGUAAGAACCUCUUCAAAUAUCAAUCCAACAAUGGCAAUAUCCAUUGUAAGAUCAAAUAUUUGGCCGGGUGCUUUUUGUUUUGCAACUCAAGGAAAACUCUUUGAAAAUAUAUAUCUAGGCGAUGGGCAAAAAUACGUGUCUCAUAAUUAUACACCGCAACCACUUCCACCAGUUCAACAAGAUUAUCCGAUUGGGCCUGAAAUUAUGGAAAUUGAUGAUCCUACUGGGGCUGAAGAGGAAGCUUGGAGGAUUGCUCAUCUACCACCAGAGAAACCUGUAAAAGAAGAACUUGGUGAAGGUGAAGGUGAAGGUGAAGAAGAUGAAGAUGAAGAAGAUGAGGAUGAAGAGGAAGAUGACGAGGAGGACUAAAUUUAAGAAUUAGAGAAUAGAGUAUAUAAAUGAACUUUUAUGCAUUUUCUCCCAAAUUUUAAUGGAAACAUGUUUAAAUUGCCAUUUAACAUUAAUAUUUUG
This is a messenger RNA of Dalotia coriaria, 2418 nucleotides long. It is a transcript of the gene Rsph4a, whose product is annotated as Radial spoke head protein 4a. Gene Ontology annotation, biological process: cilium movement involved in cell motility; axoneme assembly; cilium assembly. The record is from RefSeq and is a predicted model, not a curated record. The transcript has a single exon. Lineage: Eukaryota; Metazoa; Arthropoda; Insecta; Coleoptera; Staphylinidae. Gene Ontology annotation, cellular component: radial spoke; axoneme. The coding region runs from base 496 to 2316 and encodes 606 amino acids.